This is a messenger RNA of Condylura cristata (star-nosed mole), 2438 nucleotides long. RefSeq names its product matrix metallopeptidase 28 (gene MMP28). Gene Ontology annotation, biological process: extracellular matrix organization; collagen catabolic process; proteolysis. The coding region runs from base 235 to 1803 and encodes 522 amino acids. Gene Ontology annotation, cellular component: extracellular matrix. The transcript has 8 exons. The record is from RefSeq and is a predicted model, not a curated record. NCBI's taxonomy places the organism in Eukaryota, Metazoa, Chordata, Mammalia, Eulipotyphla, Talpidae. Gene Ontology annotation, molecular function: metalloendopeptidase activity; zinc ion binding.
GCCGGCACCCGCGGGACUGAACCACCUCGUUUCGACCAUCUCUGGGUGGAGCGUCGUGGAAGAGCGAGGCGGGCGCAGAAGCGGGGUACCCGCGAGCCCCUGAGACCCGUCCCCUCCGCGCGGGGGGGGGGCACCGAGCUGCGCCUCGCCGGGAUCCCGGGGGCAGAGCUGGGCGUGCUGCCCAGCGCGCCGCAGCUUCCAAGCCCCUCAGCCCGCGGUUAGGACCGUGGCGAGAUGUCUGCGCGGCUCUACCUCCUGAGGCGCAGCCUGCUGCUGUUGCUGCUUCUGUGGGGCGGCCAGGACGCCCAGCUUGCGGGACGCGUGGGCCAGGAGCUGCGCAGGGAGGCGGAGGCAUUCCUGGAGAAGUACGGAUAUCUCAGUGCACGGGUCCCCAAAGCCCCCACCUCCUCGCAAUUCAGCAAUGCCAUCAGGGAGUUCCAGUGGGUGUCCCAGCUGCCUGUCAGUGGCAUACUGGAUCCUGCCACUCUGUACCAGAUGACACAGCCCCGAUGCGGGGUUGCAGAUACUGACACUCAGGUGGCCUGGACUGAGAGGAUCAGUGCCCUAUUUAUUGGUCGCAGGGCCAAAACAAGGCGCAAGAGACGCUUUGCAAAGCAAGGCAGCAAGUGGCCCAAGCAGCACCUCUCCUACCGCCUUGUGAACUGGCCCCAGCACUUACCGGAGCCUGCAGUCCGGGGGGCCGUGCGUGCUGCCUUCCAGCUGUGGAGUAACGUCUCAGCACUCCAGUUCUGGGAGGCCCCAGCCUCAGGCCCUGCGGACAUCCGACUUACCUUCUUCCAAGGGGACCACAACGACGGGCUGAGGAACGCCUUUGAUGGGCCAGGGGGCGCCCUGGCGCACGCCUUCCUGCCCCGCCGAGGGGAAGCGCACUUCGACCGGGACGAGCGCUGGUCCCUGAACCGCCGCCGCGGGCGCAACCUGUUCGUGGUGCUGGCGCACGAGAUCGGCCACACGCUCGGCCUGACCCACUCGCCCGCGCCGCGCGCGCUCAUGGCGCCCUACUACAAGAGGCUGGGCCGCGACGCGCUGCUCAGCUGGGACGACGUGCUGGCCGUGCAGAGCCUGUAUGGUAAGCCUGAAGGGGGGUCCGUGGCCGUCCAGCUCCCUGGAAAGCUAUUCACUGACUUUGAGGCCUGGGAUCCCCGCAUCCCUAGGGGCAGGCGCCCUGAAACUGGUGGCCCUAAGUAUUGCCACUCUUCUUUCGAUGCUAUCACUGUAGACGGACAACAGCGAGUGUACAUUUUUAAGGGGAAUCAGUUCUGGCAGGUGGCAGCUGAUGGCAACGUGUCAGAGCCCCAUCCACUACAGGAAAGGUGGGCUGGGCUGCCCCCCCACAUCGAGGCUGCUGCUGUGUCGCUGGAGGAUGGAGACUUCUACUUCUUCAAAGGGAGCCGAUGCUGGAGAUUCCGGGGCCCCAAAUCAGUGUGGGUCCCCCCACAACUGUGCCGGGCAGGCGGCCUGCCCCGCCACCCAGAUGCCGCCCUCUUCUUCCCUCCUCUGCGCCGCCUCGUCCUCUUCAAGGGUGCCCGAUACUAUGUGCUGACCAGAGAGGGAUUGCAGGUGGAACCCUACUACCCCCGAGGCCUGCGGGACUGGGGCGGAGUCCCCGAAGAGGUCAGCGGUGCCCUGCCUCGGCCCGACGGCUCUGUCAUUUUCUUCAGAGAUGACCAGUAUUGGCACCUGGACCAGGCCAAACUGCAGGCCACAGCCUCUGGCCGCUGGGCCACAGAGCUGCCCUGGAUGGGCUGCUGGCAUGCUAACUCAGGGGGCGCCCUCUUCUGAAGGUACCCUCACCUCUUAGUGAACUGUUGAUGCCUUUGUGGCCCACUUGGGUGCCCUGCUCCAGAGGCAGAACUGCUGAGCCUCCCUGCAGAAGACCCAGCUUUGCCAGGAGAAGGAGGCAUCAUUGUGCUGUGCCCACUACACAGAGGUGGUACUGGCAUCGAUCCAAGGAGAAGCAAAACUGAGCCCUCCAAUCCUUUCCCCAAGGACCUGUUACCUCCCCAAGUCUUGGGGAUUUAGCUUUUUCCACUAAAGUGGCAACUUCGCUUCAAGACAUGGAGCCCUGGGAGUAUGCAAAACUUGAGAAGAGGUUGGGGCCACUUUGCAAGACUGUUCUCCUCCCCUGGAACCUCCUGGCUCAGCCCCAGAGAACUGUAAUACUGACCAAAGAAACUACCCCCAGGAAGCUUGAAUGGGUUAGGUACAAGGGUCUCCCCUGGGGGGACGGGGAGUUAAGAGCCAGAGCUGGAGAGGGCUGCUGCAGGCCUGCAGGUCCCUGGCUUUUUGUGAGGGGUUGAAACAAAAAGGUGCCCCCAGCUGGUAGGACUGGAAAUGGGAAUUAGCCUUCUUUGGAAUGUUUUUCAGUGAGAGCUGCUGGUGGACAUGGAUCUGAAGAGGCUGAAAUCAUGUUCUGU